Messenger RNA from Zasmidium cellare ATCC 36951, 438 nucleotides. RefSeq lists its product as uncharacterized. The transcript has a single exon. Bases 1 to 438 code for a protein of 145 amino acids. The record is from RefSeq and is a predicted model, not a curated record. NCBI's taxonomy places the organism in Eukaryota, Fungi, Ascomycota, Dothideomycetes, Mycosphaerellales, Mycosphaerellaceae.
AUGCGUGUCUCCGCCCUCAUCACGCUCGCCCUCGGCGCCACUGCCUACGCCCAAACCAUCACCAACACAGCUGAGGCCUCCUCCAUCGCCGCCUCGGCCUCGAGCGCUGCUCAAACAGCCUCAGGCUCUGCGAAGUCCAGUCUCCAGGCCCUCGAGAGCUCUGCUCGCGCCUACAGCUCCUCUGCCAGCCGUGAAGCGUCUUCCUCCAGCCGUGCUUCCACCUCCGCAACAGCAGCUGCCGCCUCCUCGUCCUCGUCGGCCAGCUCGGCUUCCAGCUCUGCCUCCCGCAGUGCUAGCAGGAGUGCAAGCGCUUCUGCGUCUUCGGCUUCCGCAUCUGCUUCAACGUCUUCCUCUAGGGCCAUGAGUCCAGCUACUGCUGUUCCGGUCUUGGCCGCUGGUGCUAUGGGAGCCUUCGGUGUGGUUGCCGGUCUCUUGUAA